AUGCGCGAUGUACGUCGACGAGAGAGACUGGCAGGACUGAAACGGACCUCAAGACAGAAUCGGGGGCAGAAUGCCUCCAAGGGGACUGCCACUGGGGAACAGAGCUUGGCACUACGGACUUCCCCUCCGUCAUCUAAUACAGCGCUUCUGACCGAUGAGAGGCUCCUCCCGACAUUAUAUCGAAGAGGACGCCCAGACAGAUGGAGUGCUGGAUAUCCGUUGCCUCUCUCCUCGAACCCUAACCCACCAGGAACGUGGUUCUUCGAUCCUUUCUUCACGUUUCCAGGUACAGCCAGGACAGCCUCGGUGGUGGCGCCUUUGGUAUACUACUGGAAAACCGUAUUUGUCCCAAUGACAUUUCCCAACACGAGCAAAAAUGGGCUUGCGGAAAUGGAACUGAUGGCCCGAACAUCGUUCUCGGAUCCAGGCAGUUUCUUUGGUCUAAUGAGCAUGUGUGCUGCACAUCGAGCCGUAGUUGCCAGCCAGCAUUCGGGGGUGUUUGACUCUGAAAGUGGCCGGGAGGCUUUACUGGUGAAUGACCCGGACUACUGCAUGAUGAAAGCAAUGUCCAUCCAAGAAAUGUGUGCCAAGGUACAGGAUCCGACCCGUCGUCUCAGCAACGAGGCCAUCGAUACCAUCAUCAAUCUUCUUACCGGCUCGCUAAUCGUCGGCGAGUUCAAUGAAGUGCAUACUCAUUUGACAGGGCUGAAACGCCUGGUUGAUAUGCGAGGUGGGAUAGCCGAUGAUAGCAUUCGCUCUUCUUCCAUGCUUGCUGCCAUUAUCACCACCGAUGUGAAGGCUGCCUCUGGCCUAAUGACCAAGCCCGUCUUUGAUUUGACCUGGGAUGCCCAGCCCAUUCCAUCAGAUAUCCAGGUGCGAAUCAGGCCGCCGGCGUCGUCGCCCCUCCAUCGUCUGGGAUCGGCAUUCUUUGCCAACAGCCUUCUCAGCCCUGCUCUCCUGCAGAUCUUGAAUGUUAUCCGAGACAUGGUCUUCUUCAGUAUCACCCACCAGACCAAUCCCACCGUGAUCCAAGCCAAUGACCAAGACUUCUUCCGAGUCCUGAAUUGCGAGGCCGAACACCAGCUUCUCAGUUAUAUUUACACAGGUGAUUUCCCCAAUCCUGAAGCUGCCCUUCAUCCCAUCGAAGCCGUGGUCCGAGUGGCAUCCAUCUGCUUCCUCAAUCAUCUUCUCAUUGUCUCGCCUUCGUCAUCUGGACUGGGACGGGCCCUCACCAAACACCUCCGAACGGCAGCAACUAACUGCAGUUUCUCAUUUCUUCUGGGCCUACCAAACGAGAAUCUCCGACUUUAUGCCUGGGUGUUAUUCAUUGGCGCUCAAGGCUCCUUGGGCCAUCUUGAGAGACCAUGGUUUGUAGAACGUCUGGCGCGGGUGUCGAUGAUUUGCGGAUGGCAGUCUUGGGAGCAGGUUUCUUUUCUCAUGGCUGACUACUUUUUGAUUGACUUUGACAGUUUGAGUUGGCGUACAAUCUGGGACGAAGCAAUGACUGGGUUUGUGAUGUCUGAGUCGGAGGAAUCGGAGUUUUCCUAUCUUCUAACAGACUUUUGA
Penicillium salamii is the source of this 1566-nucleotide messenger RNA. The record is from the annotation of a GenBank genome assembly. Lineage: Eukaryota; Fungi; Ascomycota; Eurotiomycetes; Eurotiales; Aspergillaceae.